ACAGUUAUUUCAUUAACAAAGCGACUACAGAAACGAUGACAUCGAUUUUUCCAGAAGUAUCAGAGAUGGGAAAAAUGGAAAAAAUGUAUAAUUAUUUAUUUGUCGAGCACUCCGUUUCACUAAGUCGCGAAUGGCCAUUGAUAUCUUCACCACUUCCGUUGACGCUCAUAAUUAUUGGAUAUUUAUUUUUUGUUCUUUACGCUGGUCCUCGUUAUAUGAAAAAUCGGCCGCCGUAUGAAUUGAGAACCUUUAUGUUACUUUAUAACUCAAUACAAAUUUUAACAAAUUUAUGGAUGGUGCAAGAACAUUUGUCUUUCGGUUGGUUCUCAGAAUAUGGUGUAACAUGUGCAACGACUUUGGCUUUGAAUUCUCCCAAAGCACUUAAAAUCUUCAAUAAUAUAUGGUGGCUAAUGUUAUUGAAAAUAUUUGAUCUCGUUGAAACUUGUACAUUUGUGUUGAGGAAGAAAGACAACCAGGUUUCCUUUUUGCACGUGUACCAUCAUGCAACAAAUAUACUUUUCGUCUGGAUUUAUUUAAAAUAUAUUCUGGACGCAAGAGCGACAUUAAUUAGUCUGAUUAAUUGCACGGUACACGUAAUUAUGUAUAUGUAUUAUUUUAUCUCUGCAAGAGGGCCAAAAUAUCAACGAAUAAUGUCUCCUCUUAAGCCUUUUAUAACUAGAAUUCAAAUGGUGCAGUUUCUUGCAAUAAUAAUAUACAUGAUACAGUUUGCAAAUCCAAUUUGUUCACUAGAUGGGCAGAUUUGUUAUACCAUAGGUACUAUUUUUGGUGUAAAUAUACUAAUAAAUCUUGCCUUAUUUUAUAAUUUUUAUAAGAAAAGUUAUACUAACGUAUCUAAAGGAAAGAAGAGUUAAGAUUGAUGUCAAUAAAUUAGUACAAAUAAUUAAUGACUAAUUAAUUAUAUAAUUAAUUUUUUCCUUAAA
Messenger RNA from Nylanderia fulva, 941 nucleotides. RefSeq names its product very long chain fatty acid elongase 1-like. The record is from RefSeq and is a predicted model, not a curated record. Gene Ontology annotation, molecular function: fatty acid elongase activity. Gene Ontology annotation, cellular component: endoplasmic reticulum membrane. Gene Ontology annotation, biological process: sphingolipid biosynthetic process; fatty acid elongation, monounsaturated fatty acid; very long-chain fatty acid biosynthetic process. NCBI's taxonomy places the organism in Eukaryota, Metazoa, Arthropoda, Insecta, Hymenoptera, Formicidae.